Acanthisitta chloris (rifleman) is the source of this 1488-nucleotide messenger RNA. Its product is annotated as arylsulfatase D-like. The record is from RefSeq and is a predicted model, not a curated record. Gene Ontology annotation, molecular function: arylsulfatase activity. The coding region runs from base 1 to 1488 and encodes 495 amino acids. The transcript is spliced from 10 exons. NCBI's taxonomy places the organism in Eukaryota, Metazoa, Chordata, Aves, Passeriformes, Acanthisittidae.
AUGUACCUGUUUCAUACAAGGGAAAACUAUAAAGUUUGCCAGGGAAAACAAUGGAGCUACCUAAGCAUUUGGGUAAUUUUAUGGCUGUUUCCAAGAACUUGUGUAUCAGAUCCUUCAAAACCCAAUGUUUUAUUGAUACUGGCUGAUGAUCUUGGUAUUGGAGAUGUGGGUUGUUAUGGCAAUGAUACUAUAAGGACCCCUAACAUUGAUGGCCUAGCAAAGGAUGGAGUGAGACUUACUCAGCACAUUGCUGCAGCUGCUGUCUGCACUCCAAGCAGAGCUGCUUUCCUGACUGGCAGAUACCCUAUCAGAUCAGGCAUGGCAUCCAGCACCCAAAGGCAGGUUCUCUUUUGGAAUGGGUGUUCUGGGGGACUCCCACCAAAUGAAACUACAUUUGCCAGAAUACUGCACCAGCAAGGUUAUUCUACAGCACUUGUAGGGAAGUGGCAUAUGGGUGUGAACUGCAAAACACGCCAUGAUCACUGCCACCAUCCUUUGAAUCAUGGAUUUGAUUAUUUUUAUGGCAUGCCUUUUACCCUUGUGAACGAGUGUCAAGGCACAGAUGACCCUGAACUGGCCAAGUCUUUGCAAGAUGCAUAUUGGUUUUACACACAGAUGAUCAUCCUUGCAGUGUUUACUCUUGUGAUUGGAAAACUUGUCAAUUUAUUCUCAGUCAAAUGGAAAAUAAUCAUAUUCUUCGCCAUUUGUGGUCUCCUGUAUUUCAUCUCCUGGUUCUCCAGCUAUGGUUUCACCAAGUAUUGGAACUGUAUCCUGAUGAGAAACCAUGAUAUCACUGAACAACCAAUGGAUCUAGAAAAAACUACUUCUAAUAUGCUGAAGGAGGCAAUUGCAUUCAUUGAAAGAAACAAGCAUAGACCUUUUCUUCUCUUUGUUUCCCUUUUACAUGUCCACACCCCUCUCAUUACUACAGCAAAGUUUCAGGGAAGAAGCAGGCAUGGGCUGUAUGGAGAUAAUGUAGAGGAGAUGGAUUGGAUGGUGGGCAGGCUUCUGGAUGCUAUUGACAAAGAAGGCUUGAAGAAUACCACAUUCAUUUAUUUUGCAUCUGAUCAUGGAGGAUUCUUAGAGGCUCACAGAGGAAAUGCUCAGUUAGGUGGAUGGAAUGGAAUCUAUAAAGGUGGAAAAGGAAUGGGAGGCUGGGAAGGAGGAAUCCGUGUCCCAGGAAUAGUUAGAUGGCCAGGAGUGUUGCCUGAGGGGAGAGUCAUCGAUGAACCCACAAGCCUCAUGGACAUUUACCCUACAGUAGUUGACCUGGCUGGAGGGGCAGUGCCUAAGGACAGGGUGAUCGAUGGGCACACCUUGCUGCCCCUGCUGCAGGGGACAGUCCAGCACUCUGGGCACGAGUUCAUGUUUCACUACUGCGGUGCGUUUCUGCAUGCAGUGCGGUGGCACCAGAAGGACAGUGGCUCAGAAUGGAGGAUGGCAUUUGUGUCACCACAGGUGCUUGGAUCUGAGCUGCUUGGUUUCUAG